UAUCUGCACAUUUUAUAAAUUUUUUAAAUACAUUUCUUCAUCACUUCUAUUUUUUCAGAUAAUAUGGAGACAGAUAACCAGUCGUCGUUAAGACCAAUGUUUUGUGAGCUUGGAGCAAUUACAAGGGCUGACGGAUCAUGUGUGUUCAGUUGUGGAGAUACGAAUGUAGCCUGUGCUGUUUACGGACCUGGAGAAGUUAAACCCAACAGAGAGAUAAUUGACAGAUCAAGCGUGGAGGUUGUUUAUAGAUCCAAGGUUGGAACUACAGGAGUACAAGAUAAGAAGAGAGAACUGUUCCUGGAGAGAACUUGUCAAUCGUGUAUUGUCACUUAUAGGUUGUUUUAGCAUCAUUAUCAUCAUUAGAAUUAUUACUAUCCUAGAGAACUGUUCCUGGAGAGAACUUGUCAAUCUUGUAUUCUUGUCACUCAUUGGUUGUUUUAGUAUCAUUAUCAUCAUUAGAAUUAUUACUAUCCUAGAGAACUGUUCCUGGAGAGAACUUGUCAAUCCUGUAUAUUA
Eurytemora carolleeae is the source of this 516-nucleotide messenger RNA. Its product is annotated as exosome complex component RRP46. The record is from RefSeq and is a predicted model, not a curated record. Gene Ontology annotation, cellular component: nucleolus; nuclear exosome (RNase complex); cytoplasmic exosome (RNase complex). The coding region runs from base 64 to 345 and encodes 93 amino acids. NCBI's taxonomy places the organism in Eukaryota, Metazoa, Arthropoda, Copepoda, Calanoida, Temoridae. Gene Ontology annotation, biological process: nuclear mRNA surveillance; U4 snRNA 3'-end processing; rRNA catabolic process. The transcript is spliced from 5 exons.